UCCUUUCAUAUUCUCAGACAUGGCGAAAUCUGUGCCUCUUGUUUCCACCAUUUUCGUCCUCCUUCUCCUUUUGGUCGCCACUGAAAUGGGGCCGAUGGCCGCAGAAGCAAGGACGUGCGAGUCUCAGAGCCACCGCUUCAAGGGGACCUGUCUGAGCAAAUCUAACUGCGCCUCCGUUUGCCAGACCGAGGGCUUCCCCGACGGCCACUGCAGUGGCUUCCGUCGCCGUUGCUUCUGCGACAAACCAUGUUAGGGAUGGGGUCCACUAUCUGUCGUGUUUGUGCUUGCUAAAUAAUGUCAUUGACCCUUUCAGUAACUGUAACGUUUCGCUCAUCAUUUGUCUAGUCUUUGGUUCCUGCGUGUUGGAAGGUUCUUAGGUGAAGAAUGGCUGAUGCUGUGAAAGUGAUAUGAAUAACAAUGGACUCCUUUGCUCA
Neltuma alba is the source of this 434-nucleotide messenger RNA. Its product is annotated as defensin-like protein. Bases 20 to 253 code for a protein of 77 amino acids. NCBI's taxonomy places the organism in Eukaryota, Viridiplantae, Streptophyta, Magnoliopsida, Fabales, Fabaceae. Gene Ontology annotation, biological process: defense response. The record is from RefSeq and is a predicted model, not a curated record. The transcript is spliced from 2 exons.